CUUAGGUUGAAGAGGAUUGUAUUUGGGAGCUCAAAGGGAAAAAAAAAGGGGGGGGGAACCCCAGAGAGGGAGGGGUAUAUCAUAUAUGUAGAUAAAGGUUUCUAGGCUCGGUUUGGGGGGUAUUGGUCUUUUUUUUUUUUUUUUUUUUUUGAUGGAUAGACUUCGAAGUAUCUCAAGCUGUUCUCCUGUGUCCAACACGGCCCUUUGCAGAUCUCCUUGAUAUUUUUCCCCCCUUCAAUUAUUAGCACUAUUACCAUUAUUUUCUUUUUAGCUAUUACAAGACUUUUUUUUAUUUCCAGAUGUUAGUCCACACCUAUUCCGCCAUGGACCGGCAUGAUGGAGUGCCCAGCCACAGUUCCAGGUUGUCCCAGCUGGGAUCCGUCUCCCAGGGACCCUACUCCAGCGCUCCUCCGCUUUCUCACACCCCAUCCUCGGAUUUCCAGCCGCCUUACUUCCCACCCCCUUACCAGCCUCUUCCUUACCACCAAAGCCAGGACCCUUACUCCCAUGUGAAUGACCCCUACUCUCUAAACCCCCUGCAUCAACCCCAGCAGCAUCCCUGGGGCCAGAGGCAGAGGCAAGAGGUGGGAUCGGAGACAGGGUCACUGCUGCCGCAGCCUCGGGCCGCCCUGCCACAGCUCUCAGGCUUGGAUCCCAGGAGGGACUACCACUCCGUGAGGAGGCCAGAUGUCCUGCUCCACUCAGCUCACCAUGGCCUUGACUCCGGGAUGGGGGACAGCCUUGCCCUGCACGGCAUCGGGCACCCGGGGAUGGAGGAGGUCCAGUCAGUUGAAGAUGCCAAUAACAGCGGUAUGAACUUAUUGGACCAGUCUGUCAUUAAAAAAGAAAGGCGCUGUCCGUUGUACAAAAGGCAUCGGGGGGCUCUGGGUGAGACACAGGCUCAAACCCGAAAGUUGCCAGUUCCUGUUCCUCCAAAAUCUGUUACUUCUUUGAUGAUGAACAAAGAUGGCUUCCUGGGUGGAAUUUCAGUCAAUACUGGAGAGGUGUUUUGCUCUGUACCUGGCCGCUUGUCCUUGCUUAGUUCAACUUCAAAGUAUAAAGUAACUGUAGGAGAAGUUCAAAGACGCCUUUCUCCUCCAGAGUGUCUGAAUGCAUCCCUUCUAGGAGGAGUACUUAGAAGAGCCAAAUCGAAAAACGGGGGGAGAUCUUUGCGAGAAAGGCUAGAAAAAAUCGGUUUGAAUUUACCAGCCGGCAGGCGUAAGGCUGCAAAUGUCACUUUACUCACCUCUCUGGUGGAAGGUGAGGCCGUUCAUUUAGCCCGGGAUUUUGGGUACAUCUGCGAAACGGAGUUCCCAGCCAAAGCUGUUUCUGAGUACUUGAACAGACAGCACACGGACCCCAGCGACCUCCACUCCAGGAAAAACAUGCUGCUUGCUACAAAGCAACUUUGUAAAGAAUUUACAGAUCUCUUGGCCCAGGACAGGACACCCAUUGGAAACAGCCGGCCCACCCCUAUAUUGGAACCAGGCAUUCAGAGCUGCUUGACUCACUUCAGUCUCAUCACUCAUGGCUUUGGGGCUCCCGCUAUCUGCGCUGCCCUCACAGCCCUUCAAAACUACCUGACUGAAGCUCUCAAAGGCAUGGACAAGAUGUUCUUGAACAACAACACUGCUAACAGGCACACAUCUGGCGAAGGACCAGGUAGUAAAACUGGAGACAAGGAAGAGAAACACAGAAAAUGAGAGAAAGGGAGAGGAAAAAAAUAAAAAGAAAGAAAGAAAGAAAGGAAAAGGAAAAAGUCAAAUUAAAAAAAAAAAGGAGAAAAGAGAGAUAAUCUUUUAAAACAAAACCGUCUUAAUUUUAGCUUUAAAAAUACUGGAUUGGGUUUUGGAAGAAUUCUAUUAGGUAGGACAAAAUAAUAAUAAUAAUACAAAAUAAUAAUAAUUAAAGAAAGACAAUAAUUUAAGAUCAGAGGAGCACAAUGGCGCAAGACCAGUGGUUCAGAAUCUCUUGCCAGGAAUAUGUGAAGACAACUACCAGGAUUUUUUCCCCACUUCUGUUCUUUUAUAGUUUUUAAAUAACGAUUUUGGGGGAGGGAAAUAUAAUAAUAACUAAUAAUAAUAAUAAAAGAAAGAAAUGAAUAACUUAUUGGAAGAAAUUGGAGAAACAUUUUUGGUGUCAGUGCUUUGAUUUCUUGAGCUACACGGUCUGUCUUGCUAUUACUUUUAUUUUAUUCUUUUUUGUUGCUGUUGUUGUUUUUCUGAACAACAUCUUGUCUCCACCCUACCUAACAUGUUCUUCCAGAUCAUUCCUUUCUGAGAAAACCCAUCGUUUCAUUCCCCUCAGCUCUUCCCAUCUCAUCUCACUGCCCUGGUUCUGUCUAGACUAGGAAAGGAGGGAAGGUGAGCACACAGACCUCUCACGAAGCCAUCCACCCCAGCCAGUUCGAGCUGCAUUCAUGGCAGCAUCUUAAUGUUAGAUGUCAUUAGAUGGGACAUUUCAAGUCAUUAUAGCUUACUGGAAUUAUCUAACUCUAUUUUCCAAGAACUUUUUUCUUUUUCCUGGUCUAGACAGACUCUCUGUUUAGAUUGCCAGCGUUUACAGGUGUGUAUGGGUGCAUGUGUACCUAUGUGUGUACAUAUGCAUAUGCACACACAUAAGUUGGUAGGGAUGCGUGUGUAUCCUGUGUAUGUUUGUAUAUAUAUGGAUAUAUAUGGGUAUAUACAUAUAUAAUGUGUGUAUAGCCACACAUAUUCAUGCAUGCAAACAUACCUUUGUAACAUAGUACUUGUGUAUGAUGAUAAAAUGCUUUGUCUAUAAUGGGCUGCAGAAUUUGAAAUUAAGGUCAGCUCUAUCUGAUUUCUUAAUUUUCUGAGAUCUCCUCUUUUUCUCUAGGGAGUUUUAUAUUCCUAAUUAUGCCAAUGUUUCAGUCCUUAAUUUCCUUGAGUACUGUGUGUGAGAGAUAUCUUCCACCCAUUUUUAAAGAACUGUUAACAACAACAAAA
Molecule: messenger RNA, 2966 nt
Organism: Neopsephotus bourkii (Bourke's parrot)
Lineage: Eukaryota; Metazoa; Chordata; Aves; Psittaciformes; Psittacidae
Gene: TFAP2B
Product: transcription factor AP-2 beta
Exons: 8
Coding region: 300-1703 (467 amino acids)
Biological process (GO): anatomical structure development; regulation of cell population proliferation; regulation of transcription by RNA polymerase II
Cellular component (GO): nucleus
Molecular function (GO): DNA-binding transcription factor activity, RNA polymerase II-specific; RNA polymerase II transcription regulatory region sequence-specific DNA binding
Source: RefSeq, a predicted model, not a curated record